AUGUCGCAGCAGCAGCAGCAACCAGACGGAACAACUUCAAGUCAGCAGGUAUCACGACGAGCUACCAAGUACAAUGGUGAGGUGUUGAAAAUACUACAGACAAUGGAUCGCACCCCCAUGUCAAAUUGGUCGGGCCUCUCGACAUCUCUCACGCAACUUUUGAAGUGCCUGGAGGCAAAUGUCGAAUUGGCAGUGGGGUCUGCGCUGGAUACCACAUUGCUGUGCCGUGUUAUAUACAAGUGUCUUGACCCGAAAGGGGUGAUGGGAGUGCACAGGAAAGCACUGGAAGUGCUGCAGCGCCUUUCUGAACGCUUAGGAGCACUCCCGCUUGUGCAGCAUAUGCCGUUGGUACUGGCCGCCGUGCUUAAUCUCUUGCCUCGUUGUUCGUUACAAGUGAAGUGCGAGUUGCUUAACUUUGUUGACGUAAAUAUGCUACGUGAGUUGCCCGCCGAAGUAGUUGCAUUGCAGCUACCAGGUAUCAUUCCCGCUUUGCUAGGUGGUUUAGAAGAGGGUGGAGAAAGUGAAGUGUACCGCCUCUCAUUGAAGCUCAUGGGGAACAUACACGAUAUCAUAAAAACUUACGCUGCGGCAGAGGCGUCAGCCAAACGUGAUCGUGAUGAAGAGUUUGGUGAGUCGUCUGCGGACAGUGGGAAACCACCUGAAAGUGUGCUUCGUUGUGGCGAUGCCGCUGUAUACCGCGUUUUGUGGUUUACACUGAAGAAUUCGCCUUCGCUGCGCGGCUCUGCUCUGCAGUACCUGAAGCAACAGCUUGAUGAGGCGGUAAAUCGCAUUCCCGGCGGCGAUGGAGAUGAUGAAGUUACUUUUGGCGUUCAUGCGGUUGAACAGGGAAUUGGUAGCGGAUUUAACCACUCAGCUGCACCCCCCGCAUUUUUUGGGAAUGAUCUUCGUCUUGUUUUCAGCUCUAUAUUCGCGACUCUGCAGGAGCAGAACGAAAGAACACGAAGGCUCAUGCUUGACCUUCUCAUAAUAGCGUUUCCGCUGAAUGACACUGCUUUGCUCACCUUCGCCGAGAAGUCGCUUUUGGUGAGCGCUGUGGUUCAACAGUUGGGAGCACCGGAUAGCAGCAACAGUACUCAACGGCGCGUUGUGGAGUGGUUGAUGGGACCUUUCCCUGAUAUUGCUUCUCAGUUCAUUCGUGAGGUUUCGUCUUUUCACGUAGCACAGGCAUUCCACCAAUUUGUCUCUUGGUGGAAGUUGCACUUCGGUGAAUCACCCGUCCAGCAACAGUCGACAAAUGUAACUGGAGCUAGCGUCUUGGAGCGAUCGUGCUAUUAUGUACUGCACGUUACUGCAUGUAAGUCUGCUGCUGUGCUGAGUACAGAUAGUAGUGAAAAGAAGUGCGGUGAGUCUAUGAGCCCGUAUAUAUUGCCAAUCACAUGGCUGAGGGCGUUGGUUGUGCUCUUCAAGGCCGUUGUUGGCAGUGACAUGCAUGAUGGUGACGACAUAAUGAGCAGCGGAAGUAGUUUGAUCAGUCGGGAUGCUAACAGUUAUGAUGAGUAUGAUGGUAUGGGUCCUUGUUUUGCGAGCACUCCAUUCAAAGAACAUCUUGUUCCAUUGGUUAUGCCCUAUGCUUGCGAUUUGCUCGUUUCCAUGGAGGCUCUUAUGAAUAGAGGUUCCCUGCAAGUGGACUGCGUCGAAACGGUACUAGAUGCCUUCUUCGCGUCAGUUUCAUGGGAAUACUUUGUCAACCACAAACGUGGAAUUGUCUUUCUGUUGGAAAACAGUGCAGACCAACUUGCGGAUGGUUCGACCCCCCUGGCUUCCACUUCCCUUUCAACUGCACUGGAUGUGUCAGGGUGUGCCGCCGCGUCGAGUACAGGAUGCCCGCCUUCUUCAGAUUUGCAGCAGUUACCACAAGCGGAUAACAGCCAAGGGCUCUUUCGUCAGUUCCGUAUGGACCAACACUAUCUUGAAAAGCUGCAAUCGAGGUUUUUGCAGUUGAAAGGAAUGGCAUCCCUUCUUCAGAAACAUGCCAUCGUACCGCUUCGGCGGAGUGCGAAACAGAUCGCCGCUUUCCGUUGUGAGAUUUUUGCAAUCUGCCAGUCGCUCUGUGGUAUUUUGCGCAGUGCAAGCACCUCAGCUCUUACUCAUGCUACGGCACCGGAGGUUCCAGGUGCUUGUGGAAUGGUGUCUCCACUGGAGGUGUCCCUUUGUUUGGUGGAAGGGUCCUUUCAAGUGUUCAAUUUGCUCUUCACCGAUAUCAUAUUGGCUUUGCCGAGUGACGUGGAUCCUAUGGGGAACACUAUGCCCGAUAAGGAAAGUGAGAUAAAACUACUAACUAUCAUGACGGAGAGCGCUAGCGUUUUGACAAAGCUUGUUGCCUAUCAUGCCGCGGAGCGGAGGGAGUUGCUUGUUCGGGUCAAUGACGGUGUCCUCACUCUUCUCUCUCGUGUUAUUUCUUCAGGAUGGGGGAGGUGCGAACUUUGUGACGACGUGCUUGAUGGCUGGCUGCAUUCAGUUACUUCUGCCGCAGCGAGCUCUCCAUCUUUGGCUGUCCAGCGGGACUCACUGCAGUUAUUUGUCGACUUUUCGAAGUCCAUUGAUUCUCCCACUCAGUUUGGUGAAAGUAUGCGCGAAAACCGCGAGCUGAAGGCGCAGCUUGUGCCACGUGUGUGGCACCUAUUGGGGAUAUGUAGCGAGGGCAUGCAACCUGCUGUUGUGGAUCUACUUCUGCAGCUUUACGCAGAUGACGAAGCGCGGAUAAUACUUGAUGGCAUUACCGUUGAGGAUACAGUGGAGUGCGGCGAACGGCUUGCUAUCCUAUUCUUCUGGAUGGCGGAACGCGAGGCGCCGCAGAACCUCUUUCUUCCUGGCUUGUAUAUGUUGUUGCGGGCCCUAGAGCAUAAUGAUCCUUCACUGAGGUGGAUAGCUCAGUCCACAGUACGACAGUUUAUUCCGUAUCUUCACCGGUUAUUGAACCCAUUACUUAUUUCACUUACCCGACAGCUUGUGUGCUUCAACCCAGCGGCUGAGAGCUGUGGUGGAGUCGAGAAGAAGCCGGAUGAUCUCCCAACUUACAGCAAUCAGGAGCUCAGGGAUUACGAAGUAAAUCAGUUGAAACCCGCUGAGUUUGUUCGAGUUGUUGGGUGUAUAUUGAGUAACCCUGCCUCUUCCCCGCAACUGCUUCUUAAUAUGUGUAAGCUUCCCGCUCCAGCAUACAUGGGGUCUCGGUUGCCACUUCUUUCAAUGCCCGUCCACAAUGCACGCUCCGACACGUCGGGGGAUGUUGAAGGUGAGACGAACGGUGAGUCGGUGGUAGUGGGUUCCGCUUUUGCCGCACUCGUGCAGGUGCUUCUGGGCAUAGCGUACCAAAACCUAUCUCCUCGGUUUAGCGAAACAAGUACAGAUGGUAUAUGGCGUGGUGGAGAAUUGGGCGUGGCUGCUGUUGAGGCACUGACAAUGAUGCUGCAGAAAAGUCAGAGUUUAAUACAGUUGCCGAGGAUGGUUAUAAACACGUGGGGUUCCGUUUCCAAAAGAAUACUCGAACUCCUCCACGAAGUCGUACGGUGCCGUUUGUUCCCUCCAGAGCAAAUAGCCAUGCUGCAACACCUGUUGGACUCGGUGAGGCUUAUUAGUAAUGUGAGCCCUGCAGAGUCGCAUUCUUCUCCUGAAAAUAAGAGUGUUGUAGUGUGUCGUUGCGCAUCCGCACUGAGGAUGGACUUGUUUUGCGAAACAGUGGAGAUUGGAGUUGAGCGGGCAGCGGCACGAGCGUUGCUCCCGCAUGGCCGGUCCGAUCGUGAUCUUCUUAACGUUUGGUGCGACACAUUGCUUGGGCUUAUGCCUUUCCUGCACGAGCGGCGCGAAGAGGUUUGUUCGCGUGUUUUGCAGACGUUUAUACAUGUUAUUGAGCAGCAGGCGAGGACAACUUCGUCGCUGAGGGAUUGCACGACUUUGAGGGUGGUAGAGGUGUGUUUGAAGGGGAUUUUUGGUGUGCUUGAAUACUACUUCGCAGCAGGAAGCGCAACCACUGCUGCUCAAGAUAGCAUCGACGCGAAGUCAGGGGACACUGGGUCCGGCUGGUUCUCCUCACGUAUGCUUUUUGCGUCUGCUUCACCACGGAUAGUGCACAAGGUUGUGGAGCGAGCCGUGGAGUGCACAGAAGUAAUGCGAGAAUCCAUACAGCAGAUUGUAGCUACGUUGUGUAAGGUUCACCUGUGCGUUAAAAAAUAUCGAGAAGCAGCACCACAGCUGAGGUCCAAACAAAGCCAACAGGAUGAUCGUGAUGACCCAGCAUUAGGGAAAAGAGUUCUCCCCUCUGAGGCCAGCAUCACUGCAGAGGCAGCAGCAGCGUUUCUGGUGGAAACUGCAAUCCAUCGCGUGCUACUUUUUUGUCGCGAAACGAUACCGAUAGAUUUUUUCCGAAUUUUUGUCAGUGUUUGGGCGGAAGAGCACGUGCAUCAACUUAAUGAGUUGGUGAAAGAGUCUAUGACUAGUGAUCUGGGUUAUAAUAACAGUGGGUCGGGUUCAGACGCUACAACAGUAGGCAAGGGGAAUGAUGGUGAGGACGUUGCUCUCCUUACCAUCAUUUCGGCUGCACCCAAACUUGAUAUCUCGCCUGCGUUACUGUCAGAAGCAGAGUCAAUGGGACUUUUAUUGGGAGCAGGGGCUUCAACAUCUGCUCUCGCGCUGAUUAAUGCUGUGACGGAGAUUCUUGCGGAACCACAGUCUGUUGCACCGCUUGUCGCCUCCCAGUGUGAGGUUUUCGGGUCCGGGUUAGCUUUCGAUGCUGCCGCUCUCUACUUCGUUCAUACAUUUAUGCGUGUUUGGCGUACACCAGCGGAUGACAUGCCGCAGGUACUGACCGUGAUGAUGAGCUGCUUCCACGCUCGACUAACCGCCGGCGCAGUUUCGGUUCCGACGCUUGCAUUCAUGCUUUUGUGUCUUUCCCACUUUUUACCUCCCGAGGGCACUACUGAAGAGAGUGAGGUAGUGGUCGUUUCUUCUUCGGCUUGGGGAAAAGAGAAACGCUGCUUGUCUGUGCUUUGUAAAAUAUUGGAUUCACUGAGUGCCGUUAGUAGCAUUGCGUCGGAGACAGCCUCGGUUGACCCUGAAGCUCUUUACUUUGUACUCAACGUUGUAGCUCGUGUGCUCCCUAGGGCUGUGCGUGGUCUGCUUUUGGAGCACGAUCGUGUUACAACGUCGGUAGUUCACAUGUGCAAGCGCUCCGUUUUUCCUGUAAUUGCGUUCGGCAUUGACGCCCAGAUAGAUGAGGAUGCUCAUGCACGGACGCCCCUCGUGCGGGCGGCUUUGCGCGUCGCCUUAGCGGCAGUCAGCAUAAGUGACAGUGUCCCGCGACGUCUCCGUCAAGAGCUUUUGGAUGGUCCCUGUAAUUGGGACUUCUUCCGCCUUCCCAAGCGUUCAUUGCAUUACUAUGGCCAUUUGUUCGCUCGCCUCUCUCGAGAUCGUGCGUUCCACGCUGAGAUGGCGCAGCUUUUCACGCCGUCGCCAUCUCAACCGAAUCGCUUUGCUGGACUUGUGAAUCAGUCAUCUAAUGAAGAACAGCAGCAGCUACAGCGCGCGGUGCAGAUGCGGAGGCUGACCUUCUAUGUGGCGUCCAUGCCAUCCACUAUUCUCAUGUCAGACAGGGAGUUUUGCCUGCUUCUACGUGAGCAAUUUACCGAAGUGGUUCGUACCGCCUCAACAGCGGUGCCGGGUCGUCGUUCCCGUAGUAACGCGAUAAUUUACCAGGCAAUAUUUCUUUUCCGUGUGCUGCUAACCAAGUUGGAUCCAGCGCUGCUGCAGCCAUUUUGGCCUCUUGUUCUGCCAGAGAUAGCGAGGGCGCUGUCGGAAACAUUUACUCAUUCAGAUGUUGGCGCUGAAGUGAAGAACGGUGGAAGCCGCCGCGUCGAUGAAUCACAAGAGAACCUGUUACAGCUUCAGUUGGAGUGCCUCAAGGUUCUCCAUUUCGCUGUUGUUAUCGUGCCAGAAGUCAUUGCGCCAUUUCGCUGGGUCUUUAUGGAUGAUUUGAAUGUGACAGCUGGUCUUGCUUCGACCACUGAGAUUUCACCCACGUUCGUACCAUUAGUUCAGCGCCUCGUGGGGAGCGAAGUAUCACCGACGUCUGUUAUUUGCGAUUUGAAAGGCCAGUUUACAUCGAACGGUGUUGUCCCGAUGUGCUGGUCGGGGUUUCAGCGGCCGUUUCUGCACGGCCCUUCUAUUUUGAAUGGGGGGCCGAGAGGCACUCAAACGUGUGCUGCAGCUUUGCUCCUGCUCGCUCAAACGAGGGAUUUGACGACUCUCACUGGGUGUGCAACGGAACAGCAACAACUACUGACGUACAUGCGAUUAACGGAUGGGUGGGAUGAACCAUAUGUGAGGCACUUGUUGGAAAUGGACUUUUCCUGCGUUCAUGAUGCGGUUGACGUACAUCUCCAUUUGGCACAAUAG
Messenger RNA from Trypanosoma brucei brucei TREU927, 6408 nucleotides. RefSeq lists its product as hypothetical. NCBI's taxonomy places the organism in Eukaryota, Euglenozoa, Kinetoplastea, Trypanosomatida, Trypanosomatidae. Gene Ontology annotation, biological process: Golgi to endosome transport. The transcript has a single exon. The record is from RefSeq and is a predicted model, not a curated record. Gene Ontology annotation, cellular component: endosome; trans-Golgi network. Bases 1 to 6408 code for a protein of 2135 amino acids.